Terrapene triunguis (Three-toed box turtle) is the source of this 1446-nucleotide messenger RNA. It is a transcript of the gene TPH1, whose product is annotated as tryptophan hydroxylase 1. NCBI's taxonomy places the organism in Eukaryota, Metazoa, Chordata, Testudines, Emydidae. The transcript is spliced from 11 exons. Gene Ontology annotation, cellular component: neuron projection. Bases 1 to 1446 code for a protein of 481 amino acids. The record is from RefSeq and is a predicted model, not a curated record. Gene Ontology annotation, molecular function: tryptophan 5-monooxygenase activity; iron ion binding. Gene Ontology annotation, biological process: aromatic amino acid metabolic process; serotonin biosynthetic process.
AUGUUCUCCGGCCGAAUGGAGGGAGCCCGCAGGGGACGGUCCUUCGACUCCAUGAACUCCAGCUUCGAGGAGAACCAGCUGAAUAACGAGUUAAAUAAGUCAAAUUACACAAUGAUUGAAGACAAUAAAGAGAACAAAGACAAUUCAGCUGAAAGAGGUAGAGCAGCUGUCAUUUUUUCCUUAAAGAAUGAAGUUGGAGGACUUGUAAAAGCACUAAAACUCUUUCAGGAGAAACAUGUAAAUCUGAUGCACAUCGAGUCGCGAAAGUCAAGGCGAAGAAAUUCAGAGUUUGAGAUCUUUGUGGACUGCGAUAGUAACAUGGAACAACUGAAUGAGAUCUUCCACCUACUGAAAUCCCACGUCAAUAUUGUAUCCGUGAACCCCACAGAUAAUGUCACUGUGCAGGAGGAUGACAUGGAGAAUAUACCCUGGUUUCCUAAGAAGAUCUCAGAUUUGGAUAAAUGUGCGAACCGUGUUCUGAUGUAUGGGUCUGAAUUGGAUGCCGACCAUCCAGGUUUCAAAGACAAUGUCUAUCGUAAGAGGCGAAAGUAUUUUGCAGACUUAGCUAUGAACUACAAACACGGUGACCCAAUCCCCAAGAUUGAAUUCACUGAGGAGGAGAUUAAGACCUGGGGCACUGUAUUCAGAGAGCUCAACAAGCUCUACCCAACUCAUGCCUGCAGAGAGUACCUUAAAAACUUACCUUUACUCACCAAAUACUGUGGGUACCGAGAAGACAAUAUCCCCCAGCUGGAAGAUGUAUCGCGCUUCCUGAAAGAGCGCACAGGUUUCACCAUCCGUCCAGUUGCCGGAUAUUUGUCACCCAGAGAUUUCUUGGCAGGCUUAGCAUUCCGAGUUUUUCACUGCACUCAGUAUGUUAGGCACAGCUCGGACCCCCUCUACACCCCAGAGCCCGAUACCUGUCAUGAACUCCUGGGUCAUGUCCCACUCUUGGCUGAACCCAGUUUUGCUCAGUUCUCCCAGGAAAUUGGCCUGGCAUCGCUUGGGGCAUCAGAUGAGGCUGUUCAAAAACUGGCAACAUGCUACUUCUUCACUGUGGAGUUUGGUUUAUGUAAGCAAGAGGGACAGCUACGAGUCUAUGGGGCUGGUUUACUUUCUUCCAUCAGUGAGCUCAAGCAUGCUCUCUCUGGCAAUGCCAAAGUCAAGUCCUUUGAUCCUAAGGUGACCUGCAAGCAAGAAUGCAUCAUCACAACUUUCCAGGAAGUCUACUUCGUUUCUGAAAGUUUUGAAGAAGCAAAGGAAAAGAUGAGAGAGUUUGCAAAAACAAUCAAGCGCCCGUUUGGAGUAAAGUACAACCCAUAUACGCAAAGCAUACAGAUCCUGAAAGACACCAAGAGCAUCGCUAGUGUGGUGAAUGAGCUGCGUCAUGAAUUGGACAUUGUCAGCGAUGCCCUCAACAAGAUGGGCAAGCAACUGGGCAUCUAA